AACGUGAGUGAGACCAGACCGUGUUGUCGAUUGCCGAGUGAUGUUUGUUGUCAUCACGGUCUGCGUUAACGUUUGAGUGAAGUCUUUAAGAUACGUCUUCAAGGCUGGUUUAAAUAGUCGAGUUUAAGGACUGCAUCAGUCCUUUUAUUCUCGUCGAAAAUUAGUCAAAUACUACGAGCAGACACAUGGUGACCCAUAUGGACCCCACGUCUAAGUCUGGAUUGAAUCAGGUGUCAGAUGUGGUAUUUGUCAUAGAGGGAACUGCAAAUCUUGGUCCAUAUUUUGAAUCACUCAGAAAGAAUUACAUACUACCAACUAUAGAAUAUUUUAAUGGAGGACCACCUGCUGAAACAGAUUUUGGAGGAGAUUAUGGUGGUACCCAGUAUGGAUUGGUGGUCUUCAACACAGUGGAUUGUGCUCCAGAGUCUUACGUCCAGUGUCACGCCCCAACCAGCUCCGCUUUCGAGUUUGUCUCCUGGAUUGACAGCAUUCAGUUCAUGGGAGGUGGAGCAGAAAGCUGCAGUCUCAUAGCCGAGGGUCUUUCUGUGGCCCUUCAGCUGUUUGAUGACUUCAAAAAGAUGAGGGAGCAAAUUGGUCAGACUCACAAGGUUUGUGUAUUGCUGUGUAAUUCUCCUCCAUACUUACUACCAGCCGUGGAGAGCGUCAGCUACACAGGCUGCACUGCAGACAGCCUGGUCCAGAUCAUACGCGAUCGGGGGAUCAAUUUUUCUGUUAUUGCCCCCCGGAAACUUCCAGCACUUCGAUCUCUAUUUGAGCGAGCGUCCUCUGUAGCAGGGCCUCCAGAAUCCGCACAUCCCGACUACAGCCAAGACCCCUUUCACAUGGUGUUAGUAAGGGGCAUUGCACUUCCAGUAGCUUCUGGAGGAGGAGGUUCUGGCGCAGUUUCCCUUAAACCUGUCUUGCCACCCCAGGCUCUGCCUGUGUCCCAAUCUCCUCUGGGAACUGCAGCCCAGGGUCCUCCUCAAAUAAGUUCAGCUCUUACAUACCAGGCAAACCCCUCUCUAAACGCGGCCCAUAGUGCAGCACAGAUGGCACUAGAAGCAGCCAAUCAGCAGCAGAAGAUUCGAUUCCCACAAUUGGCAAAUCCUCCCUUCAGUCAAUCCGCAGGUCUAAACCCUGGUAAACCCAGUCUAUCCACAGUUACCACAGUGUCACCACCAGUGUUAACGCAGCAACAAGUUCCACCACAGCAGCCGCAGCAGCCACCACAAGUACAGCCCCCGGGCCCGCCUGCACCCAAUCAGCAGCCACCUCAGGCCCCUCAACCACAGCCUACCAAUCAGACGCCGCCACCAUCUCAGCCUGGCAUGCCUGCUGUACCAGCGCCUCAGCCGGGAGUGCAGCAGGGUGUUGCCAACAAAGUUGUGGCAUGGAGUGGGGUUCUAGAGUGGCAAGAGAAGCCCAAGGCUUCAUCCAUGGACUCCAAUACCAAACUGACACGCUCCCUGCCCUGCCAGGUUCAAGUCAGUCAAGGAGAGAAUCUAAACACAGACCAGUGGCCACAGAAACUAAUCAUGCAGCUUAUCCCUCAGCAGCUUUUGACUACCCUAGGUCCUCUGUUCAGAAACUCACGUAUGGUGCAGUUUCUUUUCACCAAUAAAGAUGUGGAGUCUUUGAAGGGGCUGUAUCGCAUUAUGGCCAAUGGAUUUGCUGGCUGUGUACACUUCCCUCACAGUGCACCGUGUGAGGUGCGCGUGCUGAUGCUGCUAUACUCAUCUAGGAAGAGGAUCUUCAUGGGACUCAUUCCUAAUGACCAGAGCGGAUUCGUCAAUGGCAUUCGACAGGUUAUCACCAAUCACAAACAAGUACAGCAGCACCGCUCGAUGAACAACGCAGCUCAGAUGCAACCAGGGCAGGUCCCGCCCAAUCAGAAUUUCCUCAACAGACCGCCGGGUCCCAUCCCCGUAACGCAUGGCAACGUGCAACAGCAGUCUGUGGUGGUGGGCUUACCCUCCGUCAGUCAAGUCACACUGAUGGAGGACCAGCAGAGACAAAACAACAUGCUGAGAGCAGUAGCCACAGGAAACCAGCAGCCACCGGUUGGUGGUGCCCCACCCAAUCAAGUAACACAAGGUCAAGCCCAGGCUCCUGGUGGCAUGCUCCGCCUCACAAACCCAGGAGCAAACCCUCAACUCCGGAGCCUCCUCCUUAGCCAACAGCAACCUCAGGGUGGGCUGCAGGGUAUGCAGGGCAUGCACCCUAUCCAGCAGAUGGGUCAUCAAGCACCAGGAGGAGGCCCUCAGAUGCAGCCCCAGUGGAGACAGUCUCACCAAGGUCAAAUGAUGAUGCCUACAGGUCCACGAGGUCCAGUCGCACAGAAUCCUGGGAUGCAACCGGUGUCCAGUGUCAUGGAGGAUGAAAUUCUUAGGGAUCUUCUUUAAGGACUACUUUAUCCAUCAGACUUUGCUUCAGAUGUUUCAUUACAAAACACAUGGGGAUCAUCCAAGCUCUAUUCCUUUAACGGUUUUUGUUAGAAGCAUACGGGAUGAAUAGAGGUAUUUAGGUGUGAUGAAAGAGAAGCAUUUUCAUACUCAUGUAUUCAUCGAUACAUUUACACACAAACACAUUUAUCACUGAAUCCUGUGGGCGGUUUUGUUAUUGUUCAUUCAGUCCAUGCGAAUGUAGGAUUUAAGAGCUAGGCUCGGUUUCAUUGCUCUCUCUCUAACCAUACGGCGCCUCAUCCCACACCAAUAAGAUUAAUCUAUCAGGUUAUUAUUGUAUUUUUAUGAAACUUUUACUUUCUAUAGAUUUUACUUUUCUUAAUUUGUCUUUGAAGUUAAGACUUUGUUGUUUUAUGAGCUGAAAUAAAGAUAAUUUUGU
Paramisgurnus dabryanus is the source of this 2841-nucleotide messenger RNA. RefSeq names its product mediator complex subunit 25 (gene med25). Gene Ontology annotation, cellular component: mediator complex; transcription regulator complex. Gene Ontology annotation, biological process: positive regulation of transcription by RNA polymerase II. The record is from RefSeq and is a predicted model, not a curated record. Lineage: Eukaryota; Metazoa; Chordata; Actinopteri; Cypriniformes; Cobitidae.